Messenger RNA from Salvelinus sp. IW2-2015, 2261 nucleotides. Its product is annotated as zinc finger protein 879-like. Gene Ontology annotation, biological process: regulation of transcription by RNA polymerase II. Lineage: Eukaryota; Metazoa; Chordata; Actinopteri; Salmoniformes; Salmonidae. Gene Ontology annotation, molecular function: RNA polymerase II cis-regulatory region sequence-specific DNA binding; DNA-binding transcription factor activity, RNA polymerase II-specific. The record is from RefSeq and is a predicted model, not a curated record.
UUACUGUUGGCUUCACCGGGGACGGCACACAACACACGCUAGCUAGCCAUUGGCAUUAUCUGAAAAAAUGUCUAAAUUGGAGUUGUUGAGAGUGAUUUUUAACCARCGAUGUACAGGCGCUGCAGAUGAGAUAUUCAGAGCCGUUGCAAAAACGAUAUCAGAGUACCAGGACAACGUUAAUCUAUCGAAAGAGGACAACGGUCGUCUACAGGGGCUGCUUGAUGUCAUCCUGAAACCUGAGAUAAAGUUGUAUAGAGCAGACUUUGAGCAGUUCAUUGUCUCUGAAGUGGAGUUUCCCCCUGAGCAGCAGCACUUUAAACAAGAGUGGAGCCCCGAUUUGGGGCAAGAUGACUUGAACCCCAUACAGAUUAAAGAGGAACAGGAGGAAUUCAGUAUCAUCCAGAAGGAGGAGGACUCUGUAUUCACCCUUGCCUGGGUGAAAAGUGACUAUGAUCAGUACUCAACUCAGUCCUCACAAACCCAAAGUGAAGAGUACAAAGACAGAACAAAACCUAAGGAAGUGGAUUUUUCAAAGCCAACCAGUGGCUCUCGGCCCCAGCCCGAAUCAAGGAGGACACAGACAGAAAAGGGAAAAAGCUUUAUCAGAUCCAAGGGUAGAAAAUCAAUGGAUCUGAAAUCCCCAGUGCAAAGGAGGCGUCACACAGAAGAUAAAUCAUUUUGCUGUAGUGAUUGUGGUGAACGUUUCACUCAGAUGGGAAGACUGAAUUCUCAUAGGAUCAUGAUACACUCCAGAGGUAAUCAGUUUCGCUGUGAUGAAUGUGGCAAAUGUUUUGCUCAGUGGGGAUAUCUGGAUUCUCAUAUGAGGAUUCACACAAGGGUGAAUUGUGGCAAAGUAUUCACUCGGUCUGAACGCUUCGAACCCUCCUUGACCACUUUGAAGGAUCGCACAGGAGAGAAACUUUAUUGCUGUGUUGAAUGUGGCAAAUAUUUUUCUAACACUGGGUCCCUGAAUUAUCAUAGGAGGUCGCACACAGAGAAGAAAUCGCAUCGCUGCCAUGAUUGUGGCAAAUGUUUUUAUAAAUUUAUGGAUCUGAAUAUUCACAGGAGGAUUCACACAGGGGAGAAACCGUAUCGCUGCCAGUUCUGUGGAAAAUGUUAUAAUCAGCAGACUUCUCUAAGUUAUCACAUGAGGAAUCACACAGAGACAUCUUGUAACUGUCAUUAUUGUGGCAAAUAUAUUCGUCAUAAAGGUAAUCUGACAGCGCAUAUGAGGAUUCACACAAGGAAAAUCAGAUAAUUGUUGUUAUAGUAGCAGAUCUUUAAACACUGGCGGUCACAAGUGCAUAUGAGGAUAAUCAGAUGAGCAAUAAACUAUUUUGCUGUCAGGAUUGUUGUAAAUGGUUCACUCAUUACAAUCUGAAUCGUCUGGGGAGACGGAGGGGAGGAACCACAUUAAUACCAUAACUGGCAAAUCUUUCACAACUGCCUUUCAUAUGAGACAUUCACACAGGGGAGGAAUCUUCCAAGUUUUCUGUAGAAAAUGUUUCAGUGCCAGAAGUGCAUUGAAUAGUCAUCAGAGAACACACAGCGAAGAACAACCUUCAAAGCCUAAAGGGUCACCUGAGGACACACUUGAUUGACCUUUACUCUGGUAGCCCUGAAGCCUGAUCUCUAUUCAAAUCAAAUUUGAUUGGUCACAUAUACAUAUUUAGCAGUUGUAGCAAAAUGCUUGUGUUCCUAGCUCCAACAGUGCAGUAGUAUCUAACAAUUCAAAAAAAAUGCCUUGGAGGUGUGGAAGAAACAAAAGAUCCAAUUCGGGAAAGUUGUAUUACUGUUCGUAAUGCUGGUGAGUUACCGCCACUCUGAUAUCUAAAAGUACUUUCAGGCUGUAUGUAAUAACACACACACAAAUUCUGCAAAGUUGCUUAGCUAGAAGCAAAGCUUCCAUGUCUGGCAGCACCAUCUAUGCAUAACUAUUAAAGGCCAUAAUCAUUUUUCAUUCUGUAUUGGCUGUAACUCUCAUUAAGUGUGAAACUGUAUUUUUCCACUGAGAUCAGAACUUGUAUGGUUAAUUGUGUAGCCCGUCUCUUGUGUGCUUCAUUGUUCAAUAUCACCCAUCGUCUAUAAUGAUGCAUGUAUGUCUCAUUCAGAAUUAAUAUUCUUGUCACUCAGAAGAAGAAUUUGCCUUUGAACCAUUUGCCAUUUUAGCAGUUGUAUCUUGAAGAGGUUGCUGACUUUGCAGAGCGAUCUCCCAGUAGGCCUCUACUGUUUGCAACAUUAAAUACUUUUUCUGGACUUGA